This is a messenger RNA of Brassica oleracea var. oleracea, 990 nucleotides long. Its product is annotated as ribosomal RNA small subunit methyltransferase E. The transcript has 8 exons. Gene Ontology annotation, biological process: rRNA base methylation. The record is from RefSeq and is a predicted model, not a curated record. Lineage: Eukaryota; Viridiplantae; Streptophyta; Magnoliopsida; Brassicales; Brassicaceae. Gene Ontology annotation, molecular function: rRNA (uridine-N3-)-methyltransferase activity. Bases 39 to 929 code for a protein of 296 amino acids.
GAACUGUACCAAAAUAGAAUUAUCGAAAGCUUUGAAUAAUGAGAGCACUGGCGGCUGCACGGCCAUUGUUUUCCGAUUUGCCGAGUCGUCUUCGCUCAUGGCUUCCGCCUUCUUCUUCAAGCUUCAAGACGUUUUCUGCUUCUUCUUCGUCUCCUCCGUCGGAUUCGGACCUAAGGAAUCAGUCUCGCGGUGGCCUCCCUCGAUUCUUCUCUGAUGAUCUUCCAUCGCGCAAGGGUGGAAUGGUUCGUGUCCAAGGAUCUGAGUUUUGGCAUAUGGCAAAAGUUCUAAGAUUGAAAGCUGAAGACAGGGUAGAACUCUUUAAUGGCAAAGGAGGUUUGGUAGAAGGUUGUAUACAAAACAUAGACAAAACUGGAGUUGAUUUUGUCGCACAAGAAGAUCAGAAGGUGAUUCUUCCUCAGGGCAUCCAGUGGCAGGUGUUUGCAGCUUUUGGCACUUUGAAGGGUGGUCGAGCAGAUUGGCUAAUUGAGAAAUGUACAGAACUCGGAGCGAGUAGUGUCACACCACUUUUAACAGAAAGGUCUUCCAUAAUCUCCGAUAACCGGGUUGAUAGAUUGGAACGUGUUAGUUUUGCUGCGGCUAAACAAUGUCAAAGACUACAUCAAAUGGUGGUAAGCCCUGCGGUCAAAUUUAAUACCCUCUUGGAUCAUAUUUCCAAGUCAAAGUUAUGUUUGGUUGCUACAGCCGAAGCUACACCUCUUCUCAAUGCAGUACAAUCCUCGGCAAAAGAAUCUAGCGGACUAUUAAUUGUUGGACCAGAAGGAGAUUUCACGAAGAAAGAGGUGGAAAUGAUGUUGGAAGCAGGCGGCACAGCUGUUGGACUUGGACCACACCGGUUGCGAGUUGAGACGGCAACCAUUGCUCUUUUGGCCACUCUAGUGAUGUGGUCCGACUCUCAGGAGACGGACUAAAAGGUGGCUGGGCUUAAGUGUUUGUUGCCCUCUUGUACUGAGAUUUUAGUUUGUUAAGGUC